AUGACCCACGGCGUCCGCGAGGCUGCGAAGUUCACGAACGACGCGGACGGCCAGAUCGACGCGAGGCAAGGGAUGGCGACGACGGUCUUCACCGUGGAGUCGCUCGGCCUGAAGUCCACGCACGGACACUCCAACGCGAAGCGACGAGGCAAGGGCAAGGGCGGGACGUACAAGCGCGCGGCGACGACCGUGCUCGCGGGCGAGGCGACGUACGACGUCGAGCGACGCGUGCGCGACGCGCGACGCGCGAUCGGCGUCCCCCCCGCGGCGCUCUCGCCGCUCUCGCCGGCGACCUUCGACCUGACGCGCGCCGCCGUGCGCCUGAUGCCUAAUCGCCCGAAGUGGGACUACGAGCUCAAGCGCGGGCGCCUGCACUCGCGCGAGAGGAAAGCGUUCGUUCGAUGGAUCGCGAGCGUGAAGCAGUCGCUCAUCGACAGCGGCGCCGGGCACGCGCCGGCGUUUGAGCAAAACAUCGAGGUCUGGCGCCAGCUGUGGCGCGUCCUCGAACGCGCCGACGUCGCCGUCCUCGUCGUGGACGCGCGGCACCCGAUGCUGCACAUCCCUCCCGCGCUGUACGCGCACGUCGCGCGGCGGCUGCGGAAGCCGCUCGUGCUCGUGUUGAACAAAGUAGACGCGGUCCCGCGUCGCGCUGCGGAGCGAUGGGCCGCGCACCUCCUCGCGGCGCUCCCGGGCGUGGACGACGUGAUCGGGUUCACGUCCAAGGACGGCGGCGGCGGCGCGGGCGGGCAGCGGCCAGUGAAGAGGAGGAUCGGCGUUCCCGCGUUGGGGGCGAGGGGGGCUGGGGCGGAGGCCGUGACCGCGAGGGAGAGGGUCGCGCGCGCGAUGGAGAUUGAACGAGGGGGGCUCGCGUUCGCGGGGGGGUCGGAUUCCGAGUCGGGUUCCGAGUCGGAGGAGGAGGGGGGCGCGCGCGCGUCCGCGUCGGGGUCUGAGGGGGAGGAGAGCGACGACGAAGCCGUUUCUGGGGGAUUGUUUCGGUUGAGAAUCGGCCACGCCGCGCUGCUGAAGGCGUGCAGAGAGCUCGCGGCGAACGGGAAACGGAACGGCGCGGACGCGAGAACCGCGGCGGAGGAAGCCGCCGCCGCCGCCGCGGAGGAAGCCGCGGAGGAGCUCGAGGCGAAAGCGUCCGUCGUCAAGAACGACGACGAGGACGACGACGAGGACGACGAAGCCACCGCCGCGGCGCUUCAAGCGGAGGCGGAGGAGGCUGCGAAAGCGAAAGAGAACCGCGUCAUGAUCGGCCUCGUCGGGCAUCCGAACGUCGGGAAGUCGUCCAUGGUGAAUUACAUCCUCGGAAGGAAAGCGGUGAGCGUGAAGGCGACGCCGGGGCACACGAAGACGUUGCAGACGCUCAUUCUGGACGACAAGACGUGCCUGUGCGACUCCCCAGGUUUAGUCUUUCCGCGCCUGGACGUCGGCCUCGCGGAACAAAUCGUCGGCGGGUUAGUACCGCUGCCGAUCGUUCGCGAGCCGUACAGCGCGAUUCGGUGGCUCGCGGAGCUCCGAAACGCUGGCGAGGCGCGGUGGACCGCGACGGCGAACGACGGGCGCGCAUCACGCCAGGACAACCUCAUGGCGAGCGCGUUAGCGAUGCCGCUGCACAAGGCGCUGAAAAUCCCCGCGAUGACGGAGUACGACCCGGAAGUGCUCGAGCUCGUCGGGCACGAGGACUUGUUCGACGCCGCGUUGCCGUGGUCGCCGAUGUCGCUGUGUCACCAGUACGGGAAACUGAGAGGGUUUAGCCGCGGUGGGGCGCCGGACGAAGCCGCGGCGGGGCACGCGAUUUUGUCGCUCGUAUUGGAUGGGCGGCUGCCGUACGCGACGCCGCCGCCGGAGGGCGAGCCCGUGAUCGGCGUGCACAUCGGGGCUGACGGCCUGCCCGUCGCGGCCGCGGAGCGCGCCGGUUCGGUCCCCGCCGUCGCGGACGCCGUCGACGACGAGGACGAGGACGAGGAAGACGAAGACGACGAGGACGACGACGACGAGGACGGCGCGGCGACCAACCCGUUCCGGUUGCUCGGAAUCGACGCGGAGGGCGAGUCGCAGUACGGCACCGGGGACAUCGACGCGGAGAACGGCGUCGGGCGGUUCAAGGUGAAAGACAAGAGCAAAGGCGCGGCGGCGAGUUUUUUCGGGAGAGGCGGCGGCGGCGACGGCGGGUCCGUGUUCUUAUCCGAGGCUGACCUCAAAGAGAGCAAGAAGGGCAAGCGCGAGAAAAAAGGUCGAUAG
Micromonas pusilla CCMP1545 is the source of this 2247-nucleotide messenger RNA. RefSeq lists its product as uncharacterized. NCBI's taxonomy places the organism in Eukaryota, Viridiplantae, Chlorophyta, Mamiellophyceae, Mamiellales, Mamiellaceae. The transcript has a single exon. The coding region runs from base 1 to 2247 and encodes 748 amino acids. The record is from RefSeq and is a predicted model, not a curated record. Gene Ontology annotation, molecular function: GTP binding; GTPase activity.